CGUUACUUCCGCCCGGAGAGGUUGGUCCUUCAGACUCGGAAGUCGGAUUGUGUCUCUCUUCACUCGGAUUUCAGCUCCGCGGCUUCUCACAUUCUAUUCAUCUGAACAGUCGGACCCAGUUGAAAGGUACCGGGAAUAAGCGCACCGCGAUUUUACAGAAGAAAAACCACUUCGUGAGACAAAUCUCCUUGUUUGUUGCGUCUUAGCUCGUCGUUAACUUCCGGUGUUAGCUCGUUGCUAACUUGCGCUGUUAUCCCCGUGCUGUUUAUUAGCUCGUUGCUAGCCUGUGCUAACUGCUAACGCGGAGCUAGCGGAGGACUCCCCGGUCUGUUGAUGUUUCCGCCGUUUCACCGACAUGUUGCACGGAUCCCCGACCCGCGGCCGUGAGCCGCACAUCGGCAACCUGGAGAACAACAACCCGGUCUCCUCCUCCGGAGAUGGGGACUCUGUGCCCGCGAAGGCGAAGCUGCGGAAAGCGGGCCGGAAGCUGCGGACCGCGGCCCCGCUGCAGCACCACCACAAAGCCCCGAAGGGCGGCCCGGGCCUCCGCCUAUCAGACCACAACAACAACACCGUGAGCCCGGGCAGCGGCGCCCAGCUGCCCGCCGGGACGGCCGCCCUGCCCGGCCCGCAGCAUCUGAAGCCCGGGGCCAGGAAGAAGUUGAAAUCUAAAGGAAAGCGGCCGGAGCCGGGAGGUCAAACUGUUCACCCCUCGCCAAGACACAAGCAGACCGCCGCCCGGAAAGACAGACCCAAACCAAACCCGCCGCCGAAGAAAGAUGAUCCGCCCCCGGAGCCCAAGAGGCCGCUGCAGGCCUCCGACAACGUGGAGCCCGCCGAUGGCGAGAAGCCUUACGCCGGCGCCAAGUUCAGCGAGCCGCCGUCGCCCAGCGUGCUGCCCAAACCGCCCAGCCACUGGGUGGGCGAGGACGAGCCGCAGCGCCGCCAGCAGAUGAGCGUCCACCUCAAGUCGCUGCUGAAGGUCCAGGAAGUGUGCUGACCCGCCGGACGGCGGCGGCGGCGGUGGCUUCCCGGGUCGCCGUCCAGCUCACCGCUGGUCGGGCCAGACGCCAUGUUUGAGCUGUGACUUUUAAAGAGGACAGAUUCUGAUCCAGACAUCUAUUUUAACUGAGAUUCUAGUUUUGUUACGGAGGAUUUUUUCAACAUAAACAAAAAAAAAAGAAGAGAAAGAAUAAGAAUCCUGUAAACUGAAGCACUUUGUUCCAGAUAUUUCUGGUUCGCACUGGGAACAGGAAACAGUCGCCAAGCGAGACCACCAGAACCUGUACGGGGUGCCAAGACCUCUGAGGGACGCUGGGUGUCACUGAAACAGAAGAAGACAGUUUGCAGAACUGAAAGCAAGAUUUUGGGACUUUAUGGUUGAAAGUGGGCGUGGCCACCAAUCGAAUGUUUUUGGUGAAUUGGGAAUUCGUCGUUUUUGUUGUUUUUAAAUGGUUGCUGAAAGACGCCCUUGAAAAAAACAAUGAAGUUGUGGCCUCCGUGGCGUCCGAUCCUGAGGAGGGGUAGCAGCUACAAUCAUGAUGAUGCCUCCGCCGUGCCUCAGCGCGGGCACGACGCGGCGCUUCUUAUGUUUACAGCACUUGGUGUGGUCUCCUCAUGAAUUAGUCUGAGUUUCGGUCCUGGAACUGUGCCGAGGGAUCCAGGAUGGCGAACCAGGCUAACGCCGCCGACGAGGCUACCGCUGACAGGCAGCUGCCACACAACGCCAGUCACCUUUCUUUCUUUCUUUUUUUUUCUUUUUUCUUUUUAUAGUUGAGGAACCUAUCGGCAGCUUCUCACAGGUAGAUGUGAGCCCAAUCAGAUGCAGGGAGCGGCGCUUCUGAAGCCCGCCACUUCCUGUUAGUCCAAAUUCAUUCUGACCGAAUUCGACAAAUCUCCUCUGCAUUAGUCUGACAUUCGUGUUAGCUUCAAUGCUAACUCCCAAACCAGAAUCUCGAAUCUGGGGGCUCCAAAUGAAAAAUGCUUCACACUCCGUCAGUGUUUUUUUUUUUUGGUUUUGUUUUGUUUUAACUGAUGUGACCAAACUCAAUAUUUAGAAGCUAAUGUUAGCUUCAGUGCUAACUCCAGUUCAGAGCACGUUCCACUUCUCGAGUGUGAAGACACCUGAAGACUUCCUGCAGAAGAACCAUUGCAAUCAGUUGUCAUGUUCUUCUUCUUAGGUUUUUAAUGGACAAGAAAAAACAAAUCCAGCUAAUGACAGGAAGCUGUGAUAAACAAUGAGGAAAGAUGUGAUUUCUUCUGUCAGAAGAACCAUUUUCCCAAGAAAGAAAGCCAAAAUGAGAAGAUUGCAUUUCCAAGAAUCAGGUUUGAAAGUGUUUUCUGUCUGUAAUUGAUUUGUUUGCACGAUUUCAGGACAUUUUGAUUAAAACUAGCUAACUGGUGAUGCCAACGAGCUCAAAAACCAGCUAGCCAGCGAUGCUACGAGGCUCAAAACCAACUAACCAGCAAUGGUAAUGAGCUCAAAACUAGCUAACCAGCAGCACUAAUGAGCGUAAAGCUAGCUAGCCAGCGAUGCUAAUGAGAUUAAUUCAGUGUUACUGUUUUGGUGUUUUGUUUUCUCGUUUUGCCUCCAGUGUGUAAAAUACUUUUCCAUGAGUCAUUCCCAGUUUACGGAGGUUUCAACAGAACAGCUGAAUCUUUUUCAUUGUUGGUUUUAACUUUAUCUCCUGUUCACUGCCUGUUCACUGAAUUUGUGUGGAAAUCUUGGUGUUUUCCGGACCCGUCAAGACGUUUCGGCAGCUGUUCUCAUUGGGAAACGCUCACGUUAGCAACAGGAAACAGCUCGAAAAUGUUUGUUUUUUCUUUAUCUGAAUGUAAGUGGUGUUUUAAGUUGGUUCUCUUGUUGAAUUGAAUGUUUCAUGUUCACUCCUCCCAGCGUUGGCUUCUUUUGCACGUUUUGUUUCUGAAGUCAGCGGAUGGUUGUUUUUUUUUUUCUUUCUUUCUCCUAAUCAAUUUCAAGUUUUGUUCCAGUCACCACAGUUUGCUCAGAAUCUCGUGCUGCAGCCUGGAAGUUGUUUGGAUUAGAAUU
Molecule: messenger RNA, 3049 nt
Organism: Salarias fasciatus (jewelled blenny)
Lineage: Eukaryota; Metazoa; Chordata; Actinopteri; Blenniiformes; Blenniidae
Product: proline-rich nuclear receptor coactivator 1-like
Exons: 2
Coding region: 356-1000 (214 amino acids)
Source: RefSeq, a predicted model, not a curated record